AUGUUGGGCGCUUCAUUCCCGCGCCUCGUAGCGCGCGCAGGACUCAGGUCAACGCCAUUACAGGCGCGCUUCGCAUCCACCUCCGCCCCCACCUCCGCCUUCGCAUCCCGCGCUGCUCUCGCUGCAUCUACAGCGGCUGCCGCUGGAUCCGCUGCGUGGUACUUCCACCUGUACGGCUCGUUGCCAUUCCUCGCCGAGGCAUCGGCCAACACCGCCGCCGAGGUCGGUCUGCACCCCGCCUCGAUCCCGUUCGAGCACAAGGGGUUCUUGGAGACAUACAACCAUGGAAGCAUCAGGAGGGGAUACCAGGUGUACCGGGAAGUCUGCUCAGCGUGCCACUCGCUCGACCGGAUCGCUUGGCGUAACUUGGUCGGUGUCAGUCACACCGUUGAUGAGGUCAAGGCGAUGGCGGAGGAGGUCGAGUACACGGAUGGGCCCAACGACGAGGGAGAGAUGUUCCAGCGACCAGGAAAGCUCGCCGACUACAUGCCCCCACCUUACCCCAAUGACGAGGCUGCCCGUGCCGGUAACAACGGUGGUCUUCCCCCAGACCUUUCAUUGAUGUCCAAGGCCCGUCACGGCGGUGUCGACUACAUCUACUCCCUUCUUACCGGCUACGUUGACCCGCCACCAGGUGUCAAGGUCGCCGAGGGCAUGAACUACAACCCUUACUUCCCCGGUGGCGGUAUCGCCAUGGCCCGAGUACUGUACGACGGUCUCGUCGAGUACGAUGAUGGCACCCCCGCCACCUCGUCCCAGAUGGCUAAGGAUGUCACCACUUUCCUGGCGUGGACUGCUGAGCCCGAGCACGACCAGCGGAAGAAGAUGGGUCUCCAGGCCAUCAUCAUCCUCUCCACCAUGACCGCCGCGUCGCUCUACGUAAAGAAGUUCAAGUGGUCGGUCGUCAAGAACCGCAAGAUCUUCUACAACCCACCCAAGAAGUAA
This is a messenger RNA of Dioszegia hungarica, 945 nucleotides long. Its product is annotated as cytochrome C1 family-domain-containing protein. The transcript is spliced from 8 exons. Bases 1 to 945 code for a protein of 314 amino acids. Gene Ontology annotation, molecular function: electron transfer activity; heme binding. The record is from RefSeq and is a predicted model, not a curated record. Gene Ontology annotation, biological process: mitochondrial electron transport, ubiquinol to cytochrome c. Lineage: Eukaryota; Fungi; Basidiomycota; Tremellomycetes; Tremellales; Bulleribasidiaceae.